Molecule: messenger RNA, 3661 nt
Organism: Gasterosteus aculeatus aculeatus (three-spined stickleback)
Lineage: Eukaryota; Metazoa; Chordata; Actinopteri; Perciformes; Gasterosteidae
Source: RefSeq, a predicted model, not a curated record
CAGCAGCACCAACAACAGCCACAGCUACAACUGCAGCGACUACGACAGCAGCCCCAACAACUUUAGCAACGAUGACAGCAGCACCAACAACAGGAGCACCUAUAACUGCAGUGAUUACAACAUUGGGAGCAACAACCUCAUUAACCACUUCGGCAACUACAACAGCCGCAACUACAACUGCAGUGACAAAAACUGCAACACCUACAACUAUAGCUUUACCAACAGUCACCACACCUAAAACUUUAGAAGUCACAACAAGAUUUGUGACUUUCAGAUCACUUCAAUCCAUUUUUUCUUCUGAUUUGUUGAUUCCAACAUCUCAAGCUUUUUUAAAGCGCUCUAAAAUGAUCAUGGAAGAGCUUCAUCCCAUGUUCUUAAGGAUAUUCUUUUCAUACAAGUCCAUGAGAGUGGUGUCAUUCAGGCAAGGAUCAGUCGUCAACGACAUUGAGCUUUCCUUCAAUAUGACAUCUGUUCCUCAAAACGUUGACAUUAAAGCACUGUUGAUUGAAGCAUCUUCAAACGUUACUGGGUUCGACAUUGAAACCGCCUCAAUCAUUGUGAACACAACAUCACCUACAGCACCCGCAACUACGGCUGCAGCACCAACAACAGCUGCUGCUAUAACUAAACCACCUACAGUGGUAGGUGUAACUGCAACAACAACAACAACAGCUGCUCCUAUAACUAAAGCGCCUACAGUGGUAGUUGUAACUGCAACAACAACAACAACAGCUGCUCCUAUAACUAAAGCGCCUACAGUGGUAGGUGUAACUGCAACAACAACAACAACAACAACAACAGCUGCUGCUAUAACUAAACCACCUACAGUGGUAGUUGUAACUGCAACAACAACAACAGCAGCUGCUCCUAUAACUAAAGCGCCUACAGUGGUAGGUGUAACUGCAACAACAACAACAACAACAGCUGCUCCUAUAACUAAAACGCCUACAGUGGUAGGUGUAACUGCAACAACAACAACAACAACAGCUGCUCCUAUAACUAAACCACCUACAGUGGUAGGUGUAACUGCAACAACAACAACAACAGCUGCUCCUAUAACUAAAGCGCCUACAGUGGUAGGUGUAACUGCAACAACAACAACAACAGCUGCUCCUAUAACUAAAGCGCCUACAGUGGUAGGUGUAACUGCAACAACAACAACAACAACAGCUGCUCCUACAACUAAAGCACCUACAGUAGUAUCUGUCACUGCAACAACAACAGCUGCUCCUACAACUAAAGCACCUACAGUGGUAGCCGUAACUGCAACAACAACAGCUGCAUCAUCAGCAGGUCCAAGUGGAGUAAGCUGGAAGAUCAGUCUCACCACCGCAUCCUGCCUGUUAGUGUUGCCCUGGCUAAUGUAAACCCAACAAUCAUCCGUGCUGAUUUCCAUUUGAAUUUACACAAAAAAUGAAUCCCAAUUCUGGAAAAUAUUUUAUUUUCCAGUAAAAGCUUUUUGUACAGCUUUGGAUUUAAUAUAAAAAUUAAGUAUUUGCAAUCAGUGGGAACAUUGAUAACAGGUAUGAUAUUAAGUGUGUCGGUAUCACUAAACCUUUUUCAGUGUGUCUGAUUAAAUGAUAGCGAUGAAUGAUGCCAACUUUAAUCAUGUCCAUUCAAUCAUCACAAUACUAAUAAGAUAAACAUCAAAACCAUAAACCCUCGUAUAUAUGAUUAUUGUACAAUUAAUGUCAAAAGGACUUUUGGUUCUACAAGCCCUGAGUUUAAUAUAAUUUGAUACACUAAUGCUAUCUUAUUUGGGCUAUAUAAGUAAAACUAGCCACAUCAGAAAGUAAAACCAACAAAUUCCUUUCACCAUUGUUUGAGUGAAAUUAUAUAUCUAAGGUAAUGCUAUACUUGUGUCAAAAUAAUGUAGUUUCAAUUUAUUGGGCAAGUGUACAUUCAUGAAAAAGCUUCAAUAAUCUUUAACAAAUUUAUUUUAAACCUGUUCAUCGAUUAAUCCAUUUUGUGUCGCUUAUGCAGGUAACGUUUAUUUAUUAAACCAAGAAGUGUUGCAUUAAAAAAGUUGGGAAAAGUGUUACAUUGAAUAUGUUGAACCCAGUAAGAACUAUGAACAGCUGCAGUUUACUUUAUUUUCUUUAUUACAAAAACAUGGUACAAUAAGUCAUUGCUAAGUUCAUUUUACUGACCAAAUGAAAUGUAGUCAGAACAGAUUUCUUACUUCACAUUUCAUCUAAAAUGAUGGCACCAAGUGAUAGUUUUAGUAUCCAAAGGUAAUAGAACCCUUUGUAGCCUCUUUUUUGGCCUCUACUCCAAAAAUGGCACAUCCAUGAUAAAAAGUUUAAUAACUCUGGAAGGACUUUAUCUAUUUGUACAAUGUAUGUUUGCGGGAAAAACGGGGAACCCCUGUAAGUGCUGUAAUGUGUAACAAUCAGUUUAUAUGUUACUGUUGAAAAUAUAUAUCAAUAUUUUGGUUCUGGUUAUUAAUAUUUAUUUAAUUAUUUACUUUAAAUAAACACAGGUGGAAGUCGAAUGUGUUUCCUGUGACUAUUUCACAGACAACCGUGGGACUAUCUAAUUCCUUUUUUUAAUUGUUCAUUGGAAUGAAUAUGUGUUUUAGGCAAUGUUUUUGCAUUUGUUUUAUUUGUCAGACCUAAAAUUACAGCCUGGUAAUGAAAGACCUUCUUCGCCCUAUUGUUAUUAUCAAAGAAUGGAGCAAGAACACAUCAUAAUAUAGGUAUUUUGUAAUAUAACCACUGUAACAUUUAGUUACUAUUUUGCUUGUUUUGGUGUAUAGCAUGAAUUACUUUACAGAGUUUACGACAGCGUAAUAUUGAAACAGUGGGUAGACUUGUCUGCAUUCAAACACUUUAGGUUGUAUCAGAAGAAUUACUGAUACUGGUAUCCAUAUCUAACAUUGAAAACACUGUAUUUUCCGGUGACUGAGGUUGAAAAAAAAACCACAGGUAGAUAUUAACAGUUUAUCAAAGAGUUAUCAGAAGAAUAUUAAGAAAGACUAUCAAGAUGUUUUUCUUUUGAUAUUUUAUGUUUUUAUCAAAGUUGGCCAUCUUCCCACUCCAUUACAACAAACUGAAGAUCUAUGUUCAUUUGUUUGUCAUUCCAAAGGGACGUCUUUUGACAUUAACAUGAUGGAAAUGGAAAAAAAUGCAGAACAGAAGUAGGUUUGGAGUGUGCAUUUAUGAGCCAAGAAACUGACUUUCAAUUCAACAUUCUUCAUUUGUCAGGUGGAUGGUUUGUAGUAGAAUUAAAAGACAAUGAAAUCGUAAAAAAACAUCAGCAGUAGAUAGAAAGGGAAAAUGUGUUACUUUUCCUCAUAUCUUUUCAUUUGAAGUAAGUACAUGCAUUGAUAUGUAAAGGGAUAGUUCCUUGUCUAUUUUUAAGAAGCAGCAUUACAGUUAAAAUCAUAAAUAAGAGUAAUUUAUUCAAUAUAUUUUUUCAGUUUGUUGAUAAUUGGAUGAGAAGGAAGCUUAAUCCUUUACUGUUGAAUUUCAUUAAGCGCCAUCAGACUUGAACCAAUCACUGUAAGUUAGCUUCUUACCGCUAUCUAAAGCCUCAUACGAAUAGUCCAGAAAAAUUAAGUACUGAAAAAUUAUGAUAUAGCAACAAUUACACUGUACUCUUCCUACAUUGUAACUCAAUAUUUUGGCUAAUAUGUUCAAUAAAUCAUGUCAUUAAAGUA